This is a messenger RNA of Eptesicus fuscus (big brown bat), 4138 nucleotides long. It is a transcript of the gene PAPOLG, whose product is annotated as poly(A) polymerase gamma. Gene Ontology annotation, cellular component: nucleus. Bases 223 to 2454 code for a protein of 743 amino acids. The record is from RefSeq and is a predicted model, not a curated record. Gene Ontology annotation, molecular function: RNA binding; poly(A) RNA polymerase activity. NCBI's taxonomy places the organism in Eukaryota, Metazoa, Chordata, Mammalia, Chiroptera, Vespertilionidae. The transcript has 24 exons.
UGGGAAGCGCCGCCAUGUUGGCGUCGUCCGCGCCGUAUUGUCAUAAAUAGAGCCGGUUAUGUAGUGUUUUCACUACUCGGUUGGCUGCCUCGGCCGUGGUGAGUGGGAAAGUGAGCGAGCGAGCGACAGGCGACCAGAGGAAAGCGGACCAGAGGAGGGGGAAGAGCCAGGACGGGACUCCAGAGCGAGCGACACUCGCCGGUGAGGGAGACGCAGGAAGCGAUGAAAGAGACGUCUGCAAACACCGUGCUGGACAGCCAGCGUAAACAAAAGCAUUAUGGAAUCACUUCUCCAAUUAGCUUGGCAUGUCCUAAAGAAAUUGAUCACAUUUACACACAGAAAUUAAUUGAUGCCAUGAAACCAUUUGGAGUUUUUGAAGAUGAGGAAGAAUUGAACCACAGGCUGGUUGUUCUUGGUAAAUUGAACAAUUUAGUAAAAGAGUGGAUUUCCGAUGUUAGUGAGAGUAAGAAUCUCCCACCUUCUGUUGUGGCUACUGUUGGUGGUAAAAUUUUCACUUUUGGCUCCUAUAGACUUGGAGUACAUACCAAAGGAGCUGACAUUGAUGCACUUUGUGUAGCUCCAAGACAUGUGGAGAGAUCUGAUUUUUUUCAGUCUUUUUUUGAAAAAUUGAAGCAUCAAGAUGGCAUUAGAAAUUUAAGAGCUGUAGAAGAUGCCUUUGUACCUGUUAUAAAAUUUGAAUUUGAUGGAAUUGAGAUUGACCUAGUUUUUGCAAGACUGGCAAUACAAACCAUAUCAGAUAAUUUAGAUCUAAGAGACGACUCUCGACUGAGAAGCCUUGAUAUAAGGUGUAUUCGCAGCUUAAAUGGAUGUAGAGUUACUGAUGAAAUUUUGCAUUUAGUGCCAAAUAAAGAAACUUUUAGACUCACCCUGAGAGCAGUCAAAUUAUGGGCCAAACGACGUGGUAUUUAUUCCAACAUGCUGGGAUUCCUUGGUGGUGUCUCUUGGGCAAUGUUAGUUGCAAGAACUUGCCAAUUAUAUCCAAAUGCAGCAGCUUCUACUUUAGUUCAUAAGUUCUUUUUAGUGUUUUCCAAGUGGGAAUGGCCAAAUCCUGUGCUGCUGAAGCAACCAGAAGAAAGCAAUUUGAAUUUGCCUGUUUGGGAUCCUCGGGUAAAUCCAUCAGAUAGGUAUCAUCUCAUGCCCAUAAUCACCCCUGCCUACCCACAACAGAAUUCUACGUAUAAUGUGUCCACAUCAACUCGAACAGUAAUGGUAGAAGAAUUUAAACAAGGUCUUGCAGUCACAGGUGAAAUUCUUCAAGGGAAAUCAGAUUGGUCCAAACUACUUGAGCCACCAAAUUUUUUUCAAAAGUAUAGACAUUAUAUAGUAUUGACUGCCAGUGCAUCAACAGAAGAAAACCAUCUAGAAUGGGUUGGAUUAGUAGAAUCUAAAAUCCGUGUGCUUGUUGGAAACUUGGAACGGAAUGAAUUUAUUACUCUUGCCCAUGUAAAUCCCCAGUCAUUCCCAGGAAAUAAGGAACAUUAUAAAGACAAUAAUUACGUAUCAAUGUGGUUCCUUGGAAUAAUUUUUCGGAGAGUAGAGAAUGCAGAAAGUGUUAACAUAGACUUGACAUACGAUAUACAGUCAUUUACUGAUACAGUGUACAGGCAGGCAAACAAUAUAAACAUGCUAAAGGAGGGAAUGAAAAUUGAAGCAACUCAUGUUAAAAAAAAACAACUUCAUCACUAUCUUCCAGCAGAGAUCCUUCAAAAGAAGAAAAAGCAAAGUCUUUCUGAGGUCAAUCGUUCAAGUGGACCUCAAUCCAAAAGAUCAUCUCUGGAUAGCAAUUGUUUGGAUAGCUCUAGAGACACUGAUAAUGGAACACCUUUUAAUUCCCCAGUGUCUACAAACAAACCUUCCAAGCCUGAUAUUUCUCCUUCAGGAGAAACAGAAAGGAAUAACACUGAACCUGCUGCCGUAAUUGUGGAAAAGCCAUUGAAUGUUCCGCCAGCUCAAGGACUAUCUAUUCCAGUCAUUGGUGCAAAAGUUGACUCUGUAGUAAAAGCUGUUUCACCCCCAGCUGUGUGCACCAUUCCUACUGUAGUAGGACGAAAUGUUAUUCCUAGGAUCACAACACCCCACAACCCUAUCCAGGGACAACCACAUCUAAAUGGGAUGGCAAAUAUAACUAAAAAUGUGCCCAAAAGGUCCCAUUCCCCAUCUAUAGAUAUGUCUUCAAAGAGAUUAAAAGAUAUAGAAAAGUUUAUUCGACUUGAAUCAAAGUUUAAGGAAUCGCUUGCUGCUGAAAACAGAAAAAGAAAAUCAAUGGAUGCCAUUGGGGGAGAAUGUAUGCCUAUUCCAACUAUUGAUACUUCACGUAAAAAGAGACUGCCCAGUAAAGAACUACCAGAUUCAUCAUCUCCAGUCCCAGCAAAUAACAUCCGAGUCAUCAAAAAUUCUAUUCGACUGACUCUUAAUCGGCUAAGGCUGCAUUGAUGGGAAAGGUCUGCCUGAGAUAGGUGGCUUCUGCAGCAUGGGGGAGUGACUCAGCACAGGGAUCCCAGCGGCUAUCCUCUCUGCUCUCUUCCUGCUGAGUCACCAACUCCAGACUCUCCUCACGCAGCUCUAGUCCACUCUGCCCUCCCACUGCUGGAGCCCAAGGCUCCAUCACCGCUUGCUGGCCCAGGAGGCUGUUCUGAGCUACGCGCCCAGGAGGAGAGGGCAGCGUUAUAUCUUCCUGUAUUCAAAUAUUUUGAGAUUUGUUCUACCAAUACUCUAUUUGAGUAAAGGUGAAUGAUUAUGAAAGGACUAAUUGUCACCUGACUUCAAACUUUGAAAAAUUCUUUAGUAAGGGAUUUGAUUAAAUUUUAUAUGUGAUGGAUUUGCAUUUUUGUAUUCAGUAUCUACCUAUUAUCCCUUUCUAUUAUCAGUCUUCAAAGUCUCUUUAAGAAUUCUCUGUACAUCCAUGUUUACCUGUAGUAUAUAAACAGAUUCUUUGGAGUGAUUAGUGGAGUUUUUCUUUAAUAAGAAAGCAAUAAGCCUAAACCUCAUAUUAUAGUAUAGUCAUUUCUCUUGUUUUAAGGGUCCAUUCAACAUGGGGUUAAGACAUAGUCAAUGGUUCAAGUUGGACCUCUCAAAGAUAGCAUUCUUCAGCCUGUUUAGUAAAUGGGAGUUGAUGAAAUGCUCUUAAGAUGGUGGGUUUGGUUAAAAAUGAAGUGUUUUUUAUCCAGAAUGGUAGGUAGAAUGUUCAGUACAUUUUGUUACCAUUGUAGGAAUCUUCCAUUGUACUGGUUCCAAGUAAGUAAAGGUAAAGUAUGAUCUGGGGGUAUAUGUUAUGUUACGAGGGACUAAGUAAAUGUGUUGGAUUUCAGGUGUGAAACUAAGAAAUAUUUUUUAAUAUAUAAAAUAUUUUUUUAAUAUAUAAAAGCCUAAGUGUCCAACUGACCAUCCGACCGGUAGCUAUGACAUGCAAUGCCCACCAGGGGGCAGACGCUCAACGCAGGAGCUGCCGAGCUGUGGUGACUUGGCAGCUGUGGUUCUCAGGUGAUGCACUGGAAUUAGAGAGGAGGGAGCCCAAUUCUGGGGUGUGUCCCCCGAGAACCGCCCUCUCGCAAUCCGGGAUGUCGGAGAUCUGGUUUCGGCCCAAUCCCUGCAGGCCAGGCCAAGGGACCCCACCGGUGCAUGAAUGCGUGCACCGGGACUCUAGUUCAUUAUGUAGACAUGUUCAUUUUCACGAGGGUUAAAUUUUCAUCUCAUUUUUCAGUGACUGGCUCUGAAAAUUAGUAUAUAUCAAAGGCAAACUAUUAUCUGCUAAUUUACCCUUGGGGAAAUUUGAGAGGUAGGGUUCAUGGCUUAAAAUCUUUUAACAUUGGGGCAGGAGAAUGAAUUUUAAAACACUACGUUGGUGCUUACAGUAAGAAUAACUUUGACUUACAGCAGCAUUUUAGUAACAUUAAAAUGCUUACUCUAACAGAAGCAGUAAAGUGAAACUAGGCUAAGAUUAUUUUCCACUGUCCCACAGCUUUGAAAUCAGAAUUCCUGGACCUUAGGGAAUCCUUUGCAAAUGUAUGUAAGAAGUUUUUGUUUAUAUGCAUUUUUUCUGGGGGGGAAUUCAGCUUUCAUCACCUUUUCAAAGUGGUUCAUGACUCUAAAAAAAAGGGGUGGGGAGGACCACAGCUAU